Sarcophilus harrisii (Tasmanian devil) is the source of this 2294-nucleotide messenger RNA. RefSeq names its product kynurenine 3-monooxygenase (gene KMO). The record is from RefSeq and is a predicted model, not a curated record. The coding region runs from base 629 to 1810 and encodes 393 amino acids. Gene Ontology annotation, cellular component: mitochondrial outer membrane. The transcript has 15 exons. Gene Ontology annotation, biological process: quinolinate biosynthetic process; L-tryptophan catabolic process; NAD+ metabolic process. NCBI's taxonomy places the organism in Eukaryota, Metazoa, Chordata, Mammalia, Dasyuromorphia, Dasyuridae. Gene Ontology annotation, molecular function: kynurenine 3-monooxygenase activity; FAD binding; NAD(P)H oxidase H2O2-forming activity.
AUUAUAGAUCUGUAUAGGAAGUCAACUUUUACAUAAGCCUAAAAAUUUUGAAUUUGGGUUAGUUGAGUUGUUUCCUAAGCUAAAGGGAUUUUGGUCGGGGAAAUGAUAGAGUUAAAUACUAUCACAUUAGUUCAAGGGACAUUAAUGCCUGACAAGAAGCCAACUUACCCUGAGUUUAGAACUGCUGGUAAAUGCUGCAAGGCUCUCAGUAAUAUAAAGGCUGAGGAAACGAGUAGGAAAACCAGUCUCCCCUGUUGAAUAUUCAGAAGGAGAGAUUCAAGAACUGCCACUGUGAAAAAUACUUCUGUGAUUAUGGAUUCAACUGACAGCAAAAAGAAAAAAGUAGCUGUCAUUGGUGGUGGAUUGAUAUUCGAGUUGCAAAAUUUGCCCGUGGAAGAAGUAUUAAUUUGGCCCUUUCUCAUAGAGGACGUCAGGCUCUUAAAGCGGUUGGACUAGAAGACCAGUCAAAUCUGACUUCUUUGCUAUUUGGAAAAAAAUUAAGCUUACCAGAAAUGAAACUUCAGGAUAUGCUAAUAGACACACACUAGGAAGGGAAACUGGAACUUCUUGGAACUUCCCUUGAUGUGCAAGAAGAUAGAUACAACUGAUUGUAUCCCAGGGCAUUCCUAUGAGAGCAAGAAUGAUUCAUUCUCUCUCAGGAAAAAAAACUGCAAUUCCUUAUGGAACCAAAAAUCAGUAUAUUCUUUCUAUAAGUAGAGAACAUCUAAAUAAAGACCUAUUGAAUGCUGUUGAAAAAUAUCCCACUGCAAAGGUGCACUUUGGCCACAAGUUGUUAAAAUGUAAACCUGAAGAAGGCGUAAUCACUCUCCUUGGAUCUAAUCAAGUGCCCACAGAAGUUACUUGUGACCUUAUUGUAGGGUGUGAUGGAGCUUAUUCCACAGUCAGAGCACAGUUCAUGAAGCGGCCUCGCUUCAACUACAGUCAACAGUAUAUUCCUCAUGGGUACAUGGAACUGACUAUUCCACCUAAGAAUGGGGAGUAUGCUAUGGAACCUAAUUAUCUACAUAUUUGGCCAAGAAACACUUUCAUGAUGAUUGCACUUCCUAACCAGAACAAAUCCUUUACCUGUACUUUAUUCAUGCCUUUUGAAAAUUUUGAAAAGCUCACCACAGGUAGUGAUGUGCUGGAUUUCUUUCAGAAGUACUUCCCGGAUUCCAUCCCCCUAAUGGGAGAGGAAGCAUUGAAGCAAGAUUAUUUUCUGCUGCCAGCCCAACCUAUGAUAGCUGUCAAAUGCUCCGAAUUCCACAUUGGUUCCCAUUGUGUACUCAUGGGAGAUGCAGCACAUGCAAUUGUGCCCUUUUUUGGACAAGGCAUGAAUGCGGGCUUUGAAGAUUGUUUGGUAUUUGAUGAGUUAAUGGAUAAAUUCCAUAAUGACUUAAGUGCCUGUCUCCCUGAAUUCUCAAGACUCAGAAUUCCAGAUGAUCAUGCUAUUUCAGAUUUAUCCAUGUACAAUUACAUAGAGAUGCGAGCACAUGUCAAUUCAAGAUGGUUCAUCUUUCAAAAGAACAUUGAAAAAUGUCUUCAUGCAAUUAUGCCAUCUACCUUUAUUCCACUCUACACUAUGGUCACUUUUUCCAGAAUACGAUACCAUGAAGCAAUUCUACGGUGGAAUUGGCAGAAAAAGGUUAUAAACAAAGGACUCUUUUUCUUUGGGACAGCAACAGCCCUAAGUGGUACCUGCUUAUUUGUAACUUACAUGUCACCAAAGGUCCAACUGAAGAUGCUGUGGAACUGGAUCACUUCCUUUAGGAACAUAGAAAAUCUGUUUUUGAAACUUCCAUGGAAUUAAAAGAGUGAAUUCUAAAUUGUUAUAUUGGCUGUUAUGAAAGAAGGUUAUCUAAUAACAGAUGAUUGGCUUUUUGGAAAAGAUAUCAGGCAUUCACAAACAUAUAUUGACCUUUAUAUCCAACUCACCAUUUGAAGGUGGCCUACAAAUAGUAAUGCCAUUUUGAAUUGUUCUUUAGUGCUAUUUAAAUGCUUGUUUUAAAAAAACGGAUUCCCCUCCCCUCCCCCUUUUAAAUUGAGAGCACUGGAAUGAUUUUUGGAACUUCAAGCCAUGACAUUGUCUUGAGAGUCCAAAAUCAUUUUAUAGGUGAUGCUGCUAUCAAUGAAAUCCUUCUGGAAAUUUUAAACUUUUGAUUGAAUUUCAAUAGAUUAUAUAUGAAAACUUUAUAGUAAGACUCUGGUACAUCACUAACGUAUAUGGGAAGUAUAACCUAUUGUAUAUUCUGUUAGACCCAAUAUUAAAUAAACUAUUUCCUUUGUUAACACUA